This is a messenger RNA of Dromiciops gliroides (monito del monte), 921 nucleotides long. Its product is annotated as olfactory receptor 4C11-like. The record is from RefSeq and is a predicted model, not a curated record. Gene Ontology annotation, cellular component: membrane. Gene Ontology annotation, biological process: G protein-coupled receptor signaling pathway. The transcript has a single exon. Gene Ontology annotation, molecular function: olfactory receptor activity; G protein-coupled receptor activity. Bases 1 to 921 code for a protein of 306 amino acids. Lineage: Eukaryota; Metazoa; Chordata; Mammalia; Microbiotheria; Microbiotheriidae.
AUGAAGAUACAAAGCAAUGUGACUGAAUUUGUCCUUCUUGGGCUGACACAGGAUCCAGAAAGGCGAAAAAUUGUAUUUGCUGUUUUCUUGGUUUUCUACCUUGCAACUAUUUUGGGAAAUCUGCUUAUUGUUGUGACCAUCAAGACCAGCUCCACACUUGGGUCCCCUAUGUACUACUUCUUAUCCUACUUGUCUUUUGCAGAUGCCUGCUUCUCUACUACUACAGCCCCCAGGCUCAUUGUAGAUAGUGUCUCUAAGAAUCAGACCAUCUCUUUCAAUGAAUGCAUUACCCAAGUAUUUGCAGCCCAUUUUUUUGGCUGCAUGGAGAUUUUCCUCCUUAUCCUCAUGGCCUUUGACCGCUAUGUGGCCAUCUGUAAACCUCUGCAUUAUUCAACUAUCAUAAGUCAUAAGGUCUGUGGUAUAUUAGUGUGCUUGGCCUGGGUGGGCUCAUGCAUGCAUUCCACAGCCCAAAUCUUUCUUGCAUUAAGUUUGCCCUUUUGUGGUCCCAAUUUGAUUGAUCACUAUUUCUGUGACUUGCAACCCUUGUUGAGGCUGGCCUGCGCAGACACGUAUGUGGUAAAUAUACUUAUUAUCUCCAAUAGUGGAGUUAUAUGUAUGGUAAGCUUUACAUUACUGAUGAUCUCCUAUAUAGUUAUUCUAUACUCCCUGAGAAAUCAGAGUUCAGAAGGGAAGUUCAAAGCCUUGUCUACUUGUAGUUCUCACAUCAUUGUGGUAGUUAUUUUCUUUGUACCCUGCAUAUUCAUAUACACUCGACCCCCAACCACUUUCCCUGUGGACAAGUUGGUGUCUGUUUUUUACACAAUUGGCACUCCUUUACUCAACCCUUUGAUAUAUACUCUGAGGAACAAGGAUGUAAAAGAUGCCAUGAAGAAAUUAUGGAGGAAGAUUAUAGGAUCUUAG